GGGUCGAAGACAAAGCUGGUGAUGGGGACUGUGAGCUGCCUGGCUGCAGGCUUGCUACGGAACCAAGUGGCUAUCGUCACUGGCGGCGGCACAGGCAUUGGCAAGGCCAUAACCAGAGAACUGCUGCACCUAGGGUGUAAUGUAGUUAUUGCCUCCCGUACAUUUGAUAGAUUAAAAUCUGCAGCAGAAGAAUUGAAUGCUGCCCGCUUGCCCUCCAACUCAGCCAUUGUUACUCCCAUUCAGUGUAAUAUUCGAAAAGAAGAAGAGGUGGAAAAUUUGGUUAAAUCUACUUUAGAUCACCAUGGUAAGAUUGAUUUCCUGGUGAACAAUGCAGGAGGCCAGUUCUUAUCUCCUACUGAAUCCCUCACUUUAAAGGGAUGGAAUGCUGUGGUUGAAACCAACCUCACUGGUACCUUCCAGGUUUGCAAAGAAGUUUACAAGUCUUGGAUGAAGGAGCAUGGAGGGUCUAUUGUGAACAUCAUUGUUGUUUUAAACCAUGGAUUUUCUAAAGCUGCGCAUAGUGGAGCAGCAAGAGCAGGUGUUGAAAAUAUGAGCAAAACUUUGGCAAUGGAAUGGGCCAGCAGUGGAAUAAGAAUCAAUUGUGUUGCUCCUGGAAUAACUUAUUCACCCACUGCCUUUCACAACUAUGAAAAAGUUGGAGAGACCCACUUUCAACGUUUCUAUCAAUUUUGUCCAGCUAAGAGAUAUUGUGUUCCUGAGGAGAUCUCUUCCCUCGUGUGCUUCUUGCUAUCUCCUGCAGCAUCAUAUAUUACAGGACAAACAGUGUGUGCGGAUGGUGGCCUGACUUUAUAUUCCAAAUUCUGGGACAUACCAGAUCAUGAAAAUUGGCCCGAUGGACCAUGGGACCUGUCCACAGUCAAAAAACUGAAAGCUUCUUUUGAAGCUGAAAGGAAAGUCUAAUCUGAGGAAAGCAAGGAAAUGAGGUCUUUUCUACUUUAAACUGAAGAAUAACUUUAUCAUUUUCUGGGAAUUUAUCCUUUUUUGUGGAAAAUUACUUGCUGCUUUUUCAAAUGAUUAAUUCUAUCUUGGAACAAAAUAUGUUUCUAAACACUUUAAAAACAGUGUCUUGACUUGUAUGUUGUAUAAUGUUUAAAAAAUGUUGAUGCAGAUGACUAAGAAAUUAGAAAAAUGUAAACCUCAAAUGAUUACCUCUCUUGAGCUGAUCCUUACCUGUUAAAAUGAGGAAUAAAGGGAAAGAUAAGAAAGUGUUUGUUUACAGCUCAUUAUCACUUUAAGAAGUUAAAGAAAAAAAUUAAGAAUGAUUAAUGGUGGUGCUCUCUUUUCCUUUGUAGUUCUAUUUUAGCUCCCAAAUGAGAUAGCAAGUCUGAAUAGUGAUGGGUCUGUGGGUUUUAAAAAGCAUAGUUAUAUAGUUCAAUUAUUUGGGGGCUGAGCACUUUAUGCUUUCUUUGUAGCAAUAAACAUAGGUUAUAUUUUGUUACAAAUAUGUAAUAAAUUAUAACAAAGAUGGCUAUCUAAGACAAA
Messenger RNA from Monodelphis domestica (gray short-tailed opossum), 1503 nucleotides. RefSeq names its product peroxisomal trans-2-enoyl-CoA reductase-like. Gene Ontology annotation, cellular component: peroxisome. The record is from RefSeq and is a predicted model, not a curated record. Lineage: Eukaryota; Metazoa; Chordata; Mammalia; Didelphimorphia; Didelphidae. Gene Ontology annotation, biological process: phytol metabolic process. Gene Ontology annotation, molecular function: trans-2-enoyl-CoA reductase (NADPH) activity.